Acanthamoeba castellanii str. Neff is the source of this 1371-nucleotide messenger RNA. RefSeq lists its product as uncharacterized. The transcript is spliced from 3 exons. The coding region runs from base 1 to 1371 and encodes 456 amino acids. The record is from RefSeq and is a predicted model, not a curated record. NCBI's taxonomy places the organism in Eukaryota, Discosea, Longamoebia, Acanthamoebidae.
AUGGUCUGGGAAACACCUGCCAAUUUGGGUAACUCCUCGCUGCUGGGUCCCUUAACUUCCGAUCUUGUUGUCGCCCAACGCAUCAACGUCACCACCACUUGGGGCAUUCGCUCGCUGACCUUCCAGCUCUUCAAUUCUAAUGCUUCCGCGGGGCUCGUGGUGGGCGUGGGCAUCUCUAUGCUUGCCGGCACUUGGCUGCCACAGUGGGACUUCGGGCAGCGGUCGAUCGUCGCCGGCACCACCUUCUAUACCUUCAACUACUCUGCGGCCGAAGCCCUCAAUCUCGUUCCCUCCGUUUACUUCAUCACCCUGCGCAAGGUGACCGCCGACGGGGGCCAGAGCCUGAUCGUGGGCGUGUCGGGUCCGCAACCCGGCGUUCUGAUGCCCUUUGUCAUGGUCGAUCUGUCCACAUCAAGCGAUGGCAGCAAUUUCGCGCAGCAGGGCACCGGGGUGCUGGGCCUGGGCGCCGAGACCUGCGUGAAUCCAUCGCCGUCCCCCACGGCCUACGUGUCCUAUUCGCCGUCGGUCUCGCCCCAACCGCUCCGCUUCGUGGCCCUGACCACCAACGUGACGGCCGCCUUUGGCGUGGCCCAGCCCGCCAUCAACAUGUCCGCACCGCUUUUCGCCACUGGAUUCAACCGCACCAACGUCAAUGCGACGUACAGCUACUCUGCCCAGGUGGACAACACCACGGUGCUCGACCAGGAGUUCACAUUCCACAGGGACGCCGCCAGCGGCAACUUCUCGGGCCUCGCGUUUGCCAUCGGCGCCGGCAACCUCAAGUGGUCCGUCCGCCUCAACUCGUCAGCGGCGGCCCCAGGACCCACCGUCGUGCGCUACCGGCUGUCGAGCUUCCUCAACGCCGGCGCCUACCAGUCGGUGCCCAACGCCCGGGUGCUGAUCAAGCCGGGCCAGCCGCAGGCCCAGAUGACCACCUACCUGCUGCCGCUGCUCCAACAGUCGACCGGCCUCAAGGUCUACGCCCGCGUCGAGCUGUUCGACUUCGCGCUGGCCAACAACAGCGCCGAGGCUGUGACAAUCGAGCAUGACAUCAUCGUACAACCACCAUCAUCAUCAGAAUCAUCUUCGAGCGAGUACAUGCUCGAGCUGAGCUUCCCGGCGUUCGAGGGCUCGCUGGAGUACGACCCAAGCAUCGGAAUGGGCGUGGUGCUGGGCCAGAACGAUGACGGCGGCGGCGACACGAACGUGGGCCUGAUCGUGGGCGUGGCGGUGGCGGUGCCCGUGGCCGUGGCGCUGGUGCUCGUGGUCAUCGUGGGCGCCCUCAUAAUCGGCUGGCGGCGCAGGAAAGCCAACGCUGCCGGCGCCGUCCAGUUCGGCGAGCCACUCACGCACGACCAAGAAGAGCUGUAG